AUGUCGAUGCGUGUGUGUGCGGUUUUAUUUGUGUUAUUAGGUUCAUUUUUUGUUAUAAAAUGCAAAGACACAAGGACUGAGGAAGGUUACCCUAGAGGAUUUAUGUCAGUAUGUCCGGGCUCCUCAAAGCCGGCCUCCAUCCCGAGGAGUCAGCUCAGGCACCUGUACUUCAUGGUGCAGGGCAAGGGGCGCAGUCGACAGAAGUACACGUACUGGGAGGCGAAGAACAUCGCCACAGACCCUAGGGUUGACUUUCGUAGGAAGACGGUGGUAAUCGCGCUGGGCUACCUGGACAGCACCAGCUUCCCCAUCUCCGCGAUGUUCGCCAACGAGUACGAGGCGUUGGACUACAACGUCAUCGUGGUUGACAACCAACGAUUCGCCACUGUACAUUAUUAUUUAGCUUCGCGCCUGAUGCGUCCUGUCGGCAAACACGUAGCAGAAGUUUUAGCUCAACUAACUCGGGCCGGCCUCGACCCUUGCAAAACUGAACUGCUGGGCUUCAGCCUCGGGGGCCAAACCGUCAGCUACAUAGCGAAAAACUAUCAACAGAUGACGGGGCGGAAUAUCUCUAAAAUAACUGCAUUAGAACCAGCUGGACCCUGCUUUAGGACUUUAUCUCCACACGAACGCUUGGACGCUUCAAACGCAGAUUUCGUUCAAGUCAUACACACGAACAUAGACGGUUAUGGUAUGGCAACACGUAUGGGUCACGUAGAUUUUUAUGUAAACGGAGGGGAAUUCCAACCGACAGACUUAAAUUUCCUGCCUUGCAGUUCAACGUGCAGCCAUUUUCGAGUUUUAACCUAUUGGCUAUCCGCUAUGCAGAACCCUAGCCAAUUUAUAGCUAUAAAAUGUGACGGUAUUCAAGAAGCGAGAGACGCUACAUGUUAUGAUAAUGUUCCCCUGUCAACUAACAUUAUGGGUGAUAAUGUUAACAUUUACAAUCAUGGUAUAUUUUAUCUGUCUACAACCAAAACUUAUCCGUAUUAUCUAGGGAAAAAUGGUUUGAAACCAGAAUAUGUCUUUUGGAGACAAAUUAGUCACGUAAAUGACGGAAAUGAAACAGAAGUGUACACGUGA
Molecule: messenger RNA, 1083 nt
Organism: Pararge aegeria (speckled wood butterfly)
Lineage: Eukaryota; Metazoa; Arthropoda; Insecta; Lepidoptera; Nymphalidae
Product: phospholipase A1-like
Exons: 4
Coding region: 1-1083 (360 amino acids)
Molecular function (GO): lipase activity
Source: RefSeq, a predicted model, not a curated record